UUUGAUUCAUCCUGGAUCACAAUCGUGUGAUAUCUGCAAUGGGAAAUGAAAACGUUUUACUUCCACAUUAUCAUUUUAUCUAUUGUGAAAAAUCAUUCUGGUUAUGGGUUGUCCGUAUUUGACACUAGUGUUGUGUUUGAUAUUCUGUUUUCAUGUUUGGAUUGGUGAUGCCGAGAAAUCACCAGAACUUUCAUGCCACGCAAACAAUGCCUGCUCCAGUCUGAGGAAUGUAACUUGUAGAUUCAAGGAUCUGGGACUCUUUGAAAGUUUCCCCGAAGUAGAUAGCCUGACAAACAAACCCUGGCCCUCACCCCCGCUAUGUCACAAUAUCACAGCCGUCCAACACCAGAAUGGGUCAGAAAUAUUGCUGAACAUCACGUGGAAAGGUCCCAGCGAUGCUUCCUUUCAAAAAUUGAAAGGGUUUUACAUAGAAACAACGAUAUCUUCCAACGCCUAUCCUAUUGGAAGUUAUUUCAUAGAUCUGAAAAAUGACGUUGAUCUCUUCAAAGACGACGCCUUGUUCGGAACCAUUCAGAGCGUGAUUUUCGAAAUGAUGUGUGUCUUCAGACCACGAGCUCGAGGGUCGUCACCAGAGCCGGUAAAUUUCGACAUUUCGAGUGUACCUUCUCCCAUGGAUGAGGAUGAUGUUAACACUUGUCAGUUGAUUUAUUUUCCCGUUACCAUUUCAUCAUCACAGACUGAAUCAAUCUUUUUGCCAACAAUGACCGCUCCAUCAUCCCUGGUUAGUUCAGACAUGCUCAAACACGAUGACCAGCGGAAGUCGGUAGCAACAGCCACGGUAAUUUCAUUAGCUGUGUGCUCCAUGCUGUUAGUGAUUAUUGUCACUAUAUUCCUGUAUCAUCAGAGAAAACACAACAUCCAGCGAAUUUCAAUAACCAAGAACGAGUGUAUGCCAUCUAUUUCUUCCUCCCCCCUGGAACAAACUAUCCCACCUACAGACAACCCAGUAUUGUGGACUGCAGAUAGAGAAAUCGCGGAGCACUCAGUGACGUCACGACAGAGCGAUACGAGUUCGGAAGACCCGAUACUGGACGAUGAGAUAUCACGGGAAAUGCUAAGAAUUAAUUUUGGAACUUUUGAUAAACCACUUUGCGAAGUGGAACAUUAUCUAUAAUCAGGGAUUAAAACAUUGUUGUGACGUCAGUUCUUUGUCUUGACAGUACUUUAUUUUUCAUACGGUACUGAACAUAGUCCAGUAUUAUUAAGAGUCCAGUAUUAUUAAGAGAAGGCCAAUAUUAUGAGAAAUAUUGGACUGACAGUAAAAACCAGGAAUAAAGACCACUCUUCGUUGUGCGAGAAAACA
Molecule: messenger RNA, 1324 nt
Organism: Ostrea edulis (European flat oyster)
Lineage: Eukaryota; Metazoa; Mollusca; Bivalvia; Ostreida; Ostreidae
Exons: 6
Coding region: 104-1135 (343 amino acids)
Source: RefSeq, a predicted model, not a curated record